Messenger RNA from Scatophagus argus, 2850 nucleotides. RefSeq lists its product as uncharacterized. The transcript is spliced from 12 exons. Gene Ontology annotation, cellular component: nuclear envelope. The coding region runs from base 162 to 2135 and encodes 657 amino acids. Gene Ontology annotation, molecular function: nuclear export signal receptor activity; zinc ion binding. The record is from RefSeq and is a predicted model, not a curated record. NCBI's taxonomy places the organism in Eukaryota, Metazoa, Chordata, Actinopteri, Scatophagidae.
AAAAUUACUGCGCUUGCUGCUUGUUAUAACCGUCAAAUACCGUACUUUGCCUUUAGGCUAGCAUAUAGCGCAGUGGGUUGAAUUGAAAUGAAAACAGUUAAAGCAACUUUUGACACUUUCGGAAUAGACUCGGACAUUUGUGUGUACUUGAGGUGAGAGUAAUGAUGGAGGAGGAUGAGGUGGAGGUGACGCGUGAACCAGAGUCUGGGUUACAUACACAGCAGCUGUGUCGCUUCUUCUCUCAAGGCAGACACUGCAGUUAUGGGAAGAAAUGCAGAUUCCUACAUAUAAGAGAUGAUGCCAGAGGUCAGGAGAAGAAAACCACCGGGACACCCAGCCAAUCAGAUGUUGCAUCUCCAACCUCAGAGGCCCCUGGAGGAAAUGUGGAACACAGGCCUCCUUCCAAUAGCAGCGCCAGGGUUGCCGCAGCAGCUGGCCACCGUCCCUGUCGCUAUUUUCUUUCAGGCCACUGCACCAUGGAAGACCGAUGUCGCUUCUGGCAUCCACCGCAGUUACCCCCCGUGGAUGACCAACCUGUUUCUGGCAAUUGCACAAGACCUGUGCAGAGGAUGCCACCAGUACCCCAUCCCAGCACCAUCCAGGAGAUCAAGCUGUGUGAGCUGACGGAGGAUCUUGCCAAGCAGCUGCGAGACACGGAGAUCAAGCAGUUGAUCAAGCGCUUUCCCAAAGAUCAGCUGAUUAUUCAGGAACAGAGUGAUAGCAGUGUUGCUUAUUACAGGGCGACUGUGAGGGCCACCGAUCCAGACUGGCCUUUUGAUCUGAAAGAAAUUGACAUCAUGGUGAGCUUCCCAGACAAUUACCCCCUGGAGAUCUUCUCACUGGAUAUACCGUUGGACCAGGAUUUGCCGCCAGUAAUGGCAAGACAUGUACAGCAAGCAUCAGUGGAGUGGCUUCGAGCCAAGCAUGCAACCAAUCAGCUUCUGGGAAAGGUAGAGCUGCUGUUUCGGCCUUUUCUUCGCUGGCUGGAUCGUAGUUUGGAGAGACUGUUCACCGAAGGCGCCAGGCAGUUGAAAAAAGACAUUGAUUUGGAAAAAGCUGGAUUGCAGUUCAUAUCAUACCAGGAGCUCCAGGCAACAGUGUGUGAAAAAUCUGGGAACGAUCCCUCAUCCGAGCCUGACCCUGAAACCCCUGCUGCAGACCAGGAUGUCCGUGAUGAAGGAAAACUGGAAGAGACCGAAGGUGAUAAAGGGCAGCAGGAAGAGGAGGAGGAGGAGGAGGAAGCCAGUCAUCUCGUGGAGAACAUUAAGAUCAGUGAUCCCCGCAGAGGCACAGAGGUGAAGCUGCUUGGACUGAGGCUGGGAGAGAACACAGCCACCGUAGUGGCCCAACGAAUCACGGUUUGUCUUCAGUGUAGCAGGUGUAAGGUAACUGCAGACCUGACACUGACUGGAAGGACACCCUGCACGGCUCAGUGUGAAAAGUGCAACGCAAGCAUCAAUGCUGCCUUCAGGCCCUGCAUGCUGCACCAUUACAGCGACGUCCUUGGGUACCUGGACCUUCACAAUGCUGCACCUGUUGACCUUGUGCUUCAGGAGUGUGAAAUCAUUGUGGGCUGCCUCAGCUGCUCCCAGGAGGGUCCUGUGCAGAACCUUUCAUAUGGUCAAACAAAGGAGCUUAACUGUGAACACUGCCACAGCAAACUCAGUAUUCUGGCUGAAAGCACAAGAUUCCAGUAUAUUCAGCCACGCACCAACAGAACAGGUCCAAGUACUUCUGCUGUAAGUUAUAAGUCGUUAAGAGAUCCUGCUGUGCAAAAGGGGAAGCCACUGCCAGAAAAGGGAACGUGCAAACAUUACAAACAGAGCCAUCGCUGGUUAAGGUUUCCCUGCUGUGGUCGGACUUACCCGUGUGAUGUGUGCCAUGAUGAGGACCAGGACCACCCCAUGGAGCUGGCCACUAGGAUGAUCUGUGGCUACUGUGCCAAAGAGCAGCCAUAUGGCAACGGAAAGCCUUGCAUCAGCUGUGGAAGCAUGAUGACGAGAGGUACACGCACCCCCCACUGGGAGGGAGGACUGGGAUGCAGGAACAAAGUCAAAAUGAGCAGAAAUGAUCGGCAAAAAUACAGCAACACCAACAAAACGGUUUCAAGAAAGGCAGCCAGUCAAAAGAAGUAGUUGCGAAGGAGAUUAUUGCCUUAAUUUUUAAAAACACAUCAUAUGAUUCAUUACAUGAUUUCAUUGAAAUUGUCUGCUUUCCCCAAGAAAUCCUGUUGUUAUGAUCCUUCAGUGUGAAGGGCUUUAAUGUUGAAAAGCCUGAAGAUUUUGUCUGGAUUGAAUUGGAGGACCUGUGAUUGUUUGUUCAACUCAGGCACGUUUAUCGCACGUUUUUCACUCUUCAAGUUACUAACUUAUAGUAGGACAGACACAAACAUUAAAAGAGAAAUGCAUGCUGAUCAUUUUCAUAAAUUGCACUUGGUUUUAAAAGAUCAACCUGGUUAGUUAAAGUACUCUAGCUUUCUAAUCUAGCGGUCCUGAUUGAUCCUCUCAUUUUAAGAGAUUUUACAGAUCAAUAACUGCAUUAAUUUACAUGUAUGGACUAAAAUACAAAAUAAGUCGGAUCAGUUUAUGAUGCUUCAGCUUGAGGUGUCCAAAUUCUUCUUCUGCAACUAAAUGUUGCAGAAAACAUUCUGACGAUUUUUCCUAAACCGAACUGACACGUCAUUACAUGUCAUGUGAACAGUUUCAUCAGUGCUAACAUAAUUCAGUGUUAAGUCAUUUUCAUUUUAAGAGGUUGAGAAUUUUCUGUGAAACAAAAUGAUGGUCUAUUCAGCAGGUCAGAAAGCAGAAAUAUUUUCAUCCUUCUUUUCAUGCAUUAAAAUGUUUAACCUCA